Osmerus eperlanus (European smelt) is the source of this 3754-nucleotide messenger RNA. Its product is annotated as nuclear pore membrane glycoprotein 210-like. The coding region runs from base 1 to 3402 and encodes 1133 amino acids. NCBI's taxonomy places the organism in Eukaryota, Metazoa, Chordata, Actinopteri, Osmeriformes, Osmeridae. The record is from RefSeq and is a predicted model, not a curated record. The transcript is spliced from 27 exons. Gene Ontology annotation, cellular component: nuclear pore.
AUGUCGCCACAGGUGUCCCUGGGCGCUCAGCCGCCCUGCCUCAGGGGCUCGGUGUUUGUGGUUGAGCCCAGCUAUCUGAGACACUGCACCAUACGAGCCUCCCUGGUCACCAUCCACACCGAGCUCUCCAUCUCCAGCAGCAGGAAGGCAGAGCUGCAGUUAGCGGUGUUUGACCAGCAGGGGGUGCAGUUUGACAACUUCAGCUCCUGCUCACUGGAGUGGAUCUGCUCCAACCCCUCACUGCUGUCCCUGUCCUCACACACACACACAACCAGCGGUCGCCAGGGGCUCGUCCCUCACGGACACACGGGGACAGUGACCGUAGCAGUGGCCCUCACACCUGCUCAGGACAUGUGGCCGUCUCCUCUGGUGUGGUCAGUGCGUCUCAGACUAGUGCAGGACCUGAGGUGGAGCAGGAGAGCUGUGACCCUGUACAACCAUCCUGACGUCACCGAGAAUCUGACAGUGGUUCAGGGUUCAGGAUACUUCCUGGUUCGACUGCAGGACAGAAAACUGGCACACAUCACCUACCUGGAGCACAGCAACAUGAUACAGGUCUCUCCUCUUCAGCCUGGCCUCUCCUCCCUCCUGGCCUACGACCUCUGUGUGACCUCACCUCACCCCGCCCUGACCUCCCUCGCCAUCUCUGACAUCACAGACUUCCAGAUCGACUUUGUUGACAUUGUGGAGAUAGGGCACAGUGCCCUGGUACGAGUGCGUGUUCUAGACUCUAACCAACAGCCCUUCCUGUAUGGCUACCUUCCCAUGAUGCACCUCAGACUAACUCCUUCCUCCCCCAUCGUCACUGUAGAACCUGCAGGGCCGCUGGACAGUGUGUCUGUGGGUUUCCGUGUCCAGGGCGUGGCGGUGGGCGUGGCCAGCCUGCACCUGUCUGCAGUAGACAGCGGUGGGCGUGUCCGUACGUCGUCACACAGACAGCUGCAGGUGUACCCCACCUUCACCCUGCAGCCCCGCAGCCUGGCACUGGGGCGGGGCAGCGUACGGCAGGUGAGGUGGGAGGGGGGCCCCCAUCCCCAGUCCAGUGUGGGGUUCUCUGUGAGUAAUAGCCGCAUCGCCAUGGUGACAGAUACGGGAUUGGUGCGUGGAUUGGCAGUGGGUGUGGUCAAAGUCAGAGGGGCUUUACAGACUGUCACCCAGGACACAGGAGCACUGCUGACCUUCGCACAGGAUGAGGUGGAGGUGGAGGUGUUUAACCUCACAGGGGUCAGGAUCCAGGCGCCUCUCGUCAGACUGUCUGUAGGAACGGAGAUACCAGUGUAUGUGAUGGGCACUGACAGCAGCCAGACUCCACUGGCUCUGGGCAGUGGACUGCUGUUCCACUGGAGCCUGGGGAAACUGGGAGUACUGGAGAUACAGGCUAGACACACACAGGCAGGUGUGACGGUGUCCGCUGCUCAUGGUUUCUCUGUGUUGGUGAGGGCGUGUGCAGCAGGCAGAACCAGCCUAAGAGUGACAGUUCAACUGGCCAAUCACACCAUUGACAGCCCCCAGCAGCUCACAGAUGAGAUACAGAUACUGGUGUUCCAGGAGAUGCAGCUAGCAGUUGGCACCUCCAGAUCAAUCCUCAUGUCCCCUAACUCUCACUACGCUUUACAAAGCAACAAAGACACCAUCUGCCCCGUACGCUACGCCCUGUGUCAGUGUGUGAAAGGGGAGGGGCUUGUUACCGUGGAUGACCAAGGUGUUCUCAGGGCGGGGCCGGACACAGGAGCGGCCCUGUUGGAGGUUGUUGCUAUGGAGACGUGUGGCCUCAACCAGACCAUGUUCAUCAGUGUCCGGGUGUCUCCAGUGUGGUUCAUACGCCUCUUAACCGUGUCCUCCCUGUACGGUGUGGGCGGGGCCAGCGGUGUGGGCGGGGCCAGCCUUCCUGCCUUCCCCCUAGGGUGGAGCAUCACUGUCAGGGCCCUCUGCUACGACCACCUCGGACAACAGUUCCACGCACACGACACAGACACACACCUCAUCACCAGCAGAGACGACCUGGUCCAGGUGACUCCAGGCUGUGACAGUCACUCGUUCGUGGUUCAGACGGUGUGGGAGGGUGUGACGGUGUUGGAGGUGAGCGGGGACUCCACCAACCCCUCCCUCAGUGACUACACCCCCCUACCCGUGCUCCCGGCCAUCUCUGCCCCCCCGCACACCCUCAGACCUGGAGACACACUCUGCUUCAGCACCGCCCUAACCGGAGAGCACGGCCAGCCUGGUCAGUGGUACGUGUCGUCUGACCAGGUGCUGCAGAUAGACCCAGGAACAGGGGCUGCGCUGGCAAAGCAUUCUGGGACAGUGGUUGUGUUCUACAAAGUGGAGGGAGGACAGAAGGCCCUAAUAGAGGUGACUGUGGAGCCCCCUGCCAUCCCCUCCCUCUCUCCUCCUGAGGAUCGCUUCCUGACCAACUGGCCAGAGGCUCCAGAGUACAGGGUCCCCGUGGACCUGCACACCACCCCGGCCAACACUGCCCAGUGCACUCUGUCCCAGAGAGAGGCCAUCGAGAAGAGCCUUCAUCCAGAGGAGGAGUUACAGUGUGUUUUGCACUUCAUCGCCCCGUACCUCCUGCUCAGCACAUUACAGGCUGUGUUCAACACCUCGCCACGCUACGACCACGACACCGGUGCCUACAGCUGCAGUGUCUCUGUGUCCCCCCAGACCCACUCUGUCCUUCUCCUCCUGUCCUCCCUCUCCUUCUCCAUCUCUCUCUCCGCCUCCCUGCGGAGCCACCCUCCUCUCCCUCUCCUCGCUCUCUCCGGACGCCCGGUGCAGCUGCCCUACCUGCCGGCGUUUCACUGCCCGGUGACGUCCCUCUCCCUGUCCAGCCAGCAGCCUGCAGAGCUGGCUGUCCUGGGCACCAAGGACAUGCUGUCUGCUCUCAGGUUUCACUGUGAAAGUCCCUUCUUACUGCUGUCUGAGCCUAGCCAAUCAGAACAUGACUCCGCCCUCCUUGUGCUGUCCAUCGAUCCGUCCACUUCCUGGAUGGAGGGUCAGGAUCUGCCCCGCCCCGUCAACGUCACCCUCUACAACCGCCUGACCCCGCAGACACACGUCGUCACGGUGACCUUUGUGACGAACAACCGUGUGGAGAAAGGACAAACUGAUUUGAUCCGUCUCGAGUCAGGUCCUCUUCUCCAGCUCGUGGAUUUCCAGCUCAUCUUGACGUUUGCCGUGUUUGCAGUUCUGGUCGCCACUGCUGCCUUGUUCAUAGUGUACAGCUCCAUCCUGUCACGCCUACAGACGGUCCCUGUGGUCUACAUGCCCCGCAGCCCUCCGGCCACCUCAGCAGUGUCUGUCAGCAGGCAGACGGCGUGCUUCUCUCCCUGGAUCAGGAUGUCGCCUGCAGACGCUGACAGGGCCGUCCGAAGACGCCGCUGGCUCUGGAGCAGCAGAUGAGCCUGUCAGGACCAGGCUGCCUUCUACCUGGAUUAAACAUGUCUACUUCAGCACUCCAACACUGUCUAGAUUCACUCUUAGAGGCCUUAAGCACGUCAGCAUACGUACACCUCAAAGCCAAAUAAUUGUCAAGGCCUUUAUCUGAUUAAGUCUCCAAAAGAGAAUCCCCCCUGGUGAUGGACCCGUUUCCAUGCUGACCAUCUGCCUGACCAGUCUCACCCUCACCGAGCUCAGCUCAUAUCUGGACCGCCAACACAGAGCUGCUAUUGAUCAGUGAUGAUCAGAUAUACUGGGUCUCACCCAUUAUCAGAUGCUCAGGAUACAGAAUCACACAUGGACACAGAAUUCCUUA